Messenger RNA from Bursaphelenchus xylophilus (pine wood nematode), 4469 nucleotides. The record is from the annotation of a GenBank genome assembly. NCBI's taxonomy places the organism in Eukaryota, Metazoa, Nematoda, Chromadorea, Rhabditida, Aphelenchoididae.
AUGAGACGGUACUCUUCCAGUUUUCUCCUGUUUUUACUCGUUUUCUCGAGCUUCAAUGAUGUUGCCAGGGCGUUGAGCGAGGGUAAGUUGACGCUGAACAUCUUGUGUCUUUUGUGUAUAUGUUACUGUAUGCAGGGUAGGCACAGUACGAAGAUAUGAAAUUUUUUUAGAAUUCCCUUCUGCGUAUCAAAUCAAGGCGCGGGUGAGGCGGCAAGUCUCCAAUGCGACUUCACGAGCGGCUGAAAAGGAGUUCUCCAAGUGGGGGCCUUCCAUGGAAAUCAAAGUGGACAACAAGGGAAAAGCGAUCGUAAAAAUUGGCCACAUUGGAGCUGUUGGCGCGUUGCCGAAUGAAGACAAGAUUUUGAACAUUAGUCGAAUGCAGCUGAUCGAUGAAGGUGUCUUAGGACCGGAUCUGGACUUUGAAAUCUCAUCCAGAAUGGGCUGCGGAGAAGCUUUUGAGGGAGUCGCCGUUGCGGCGCAAAUGUAUCAUGCUGAAGGGGUACGUUGUUUCAUUGGUCCGUACUGUCACGCCGAGCUGGAUGCUGUAGCCAAGAUGGGGGCGUUCUGGAAUAUCCCGGUCAUUGCAUAUAUGCCCACAACAUCAGCGACGACUGAUCGCCGGAUUUAUAAGACCUUGGCCAGAACUUCGUCCAAGAAUGUCAACUCUUUGGCGAGAGCGGUAAUUCGGCUGGUGGAGCAUUACAGUUGGCUGAGAGUGGCGAUUGUGACCAAUGCUGGACAGCUUGCUUAUGAUAGAGUUCAAGCGUUUGAGGAGGAGUUCAAGAAGAGCAAUAUCCAGAUGGUGAAGAAGGUCAUGUUCGAGGAGAAUGCCAAGGCUGAAGAUAUGAUUCGCGAUCAGCAAAUGCAGGACUUGUCGAGUGGAGCAAGAAGUGAGCUUUUUUGAACCCCAUACCCAUAUUCUAUUAUUACUUCUUUGCCUUGAUAUCACGUUCAUAAUAUUUUUUUCAGUUAUUGUCUGUAUCUUCUCCCAAACCCGCGACAUGACUCGCGAGUUUAUGCAGGCCACUGUCAAGCUGAAUAUGAAUAAUCCCGAAUACGUCUAUCUGCUGCCCUGGCUCCAGAAUGGUCCGAAAGACGCUUCGCCGUGGAUUGGCAAAGCCGGCGAGAUGUUACAACAGGUGAAAGACCAUUAUGCGAAUGCGAUUAUCAUUGAUGACGCAAACGGAUUCGACGACGCCCUGCUAAACGGCUUUCUGGAACGCGUCGGGAACUUUGGGCUGACCGUGGAUGAUCUGGAUAGAGUGAGUGUUCGUAUGCGCAUAAGCUAUUCUGACGGGGGCUUCAAUACGCUUGCAGUCGUACUGUUUUACUGUCUUUGAUCGCCUUACUGUGUAAAUCCAGACCCUUUCAGUCGGACAUCUUUGGCUAUCUCAAUCUCUACGACUCCCUGAAACUCUAUGGCCUUGCUGCGCGAAAAGUGUUCUCUCAAAACGGGAACAACGCCACCGCGAUUACUGACGGGCGUCUUAUUUGGAAUGCAAUGCGUCGCAUGAGUUUUGAAGGUAGGUGAGCACACGUUAGUUCGAAAACCCACUGCACUAAGCACAGGGUCGCACAAUAGUUUGCCGAGUACACAGACACUGUUCCUCCCAGUUCAGGUAUUGGUUCUUCUAUAGGAGCGACCGGAUCCGUCCUCAUGGACGACUUGGCGGAUCGAGCGCCCGUUUUCGCGGCCUUCUACGUGGCACCAACCAGGGACAAGCCGAUGAAAAUGGUUACAAUGACUUCGUACGCGGUUGCCGGCUGUGAUGGGCUGGCUAAUCGGACGGGAUGCUUUGAUUUGGUCAGUUUGUGUUUAAACAAGAACAGUGAUCUAGAAUAACAAGGAUAGUAAUGCGGAAUCGGCGUAUGAGUUACCAAAUAGCUUUUUUCAGAAGCUGGCCGAUGUAAUGACCGGAUUUUGGCCGAGUGAGAAUGGUUCUCUUCCCCCUGACGAGCCUUACUGCGGAUACCGAGGGCAACGAUGCUCGUACACCAUGGAAAUUGCAUUUGGCUCCUCCGCAUUGACAUUAAUUGUCAUCUUCUUGUUCAUCUUCCUGUUGUAUCGGCAUUGCCAAACCAGAGCGUUGAACCGAAUGCCAUGGCGAAUUAUGCAUGAGGAUUUGCGAUUGAUUGACGAUGACCAGGCCAAGAGUUUGGUAGGUUUUUGCUUAUUUGACUCUAGGUCACUCUGAGAUGUGUUUUUAUAAGGAUUAACGCCGACAAUUCAAUUUCCAGCUUUCACUUGGCAGCGCGAACACAAAAUUGAGCAACUUGAGCAUCGGCAUGAAAAAGCACGCAAUCCUUGGAGUGAACACUCACGCCACGUAUCACAAAUACGUUCAGCGUCGACCAAUCAAGUUCAGGCGUGAGGACUUGGCGCUGCUAACCCAGGUGGGACCAAAUCCAGAGAAUUCUUAGACUCCUCUUUCUUUCCGCAGAUGAAACAAGCCAUUCACGACAACUUGAACCCUUUCUUGGGAAUGGCCUUCAACGAGCGUGAGGAGAUGCUGGUUGUCUGGAAAUUCUGCUCUCGUGGUACGGUGCAAGACCUGAUCUACAACAAGAGCAUGGCGUUGGAUGAGAACUUUCACGCCGCUUUUGUUCGUGAUAUUACUCUUGGACUGGAGUAUCUGCAUCUCUCACCAAUUGGCUAUCAUGGAUCGCUGACUCCCUGGGCAUGCGUCAUCGAUAGGAAUUGGAGUGUGCGGCUGACCGACUUUGGAAUUGCCAGCCCAUUGGAGCGCUGGGAAAAACAGGGGCUGAUUUCGAUCACCGGCGUUCAAAGCGAUGACGACAAGUCGCAGGCGGCUCAAAGGACUUGUAAGCAAUUUUUGACGCCGCUGAUAGUCUUGUAAUUUCUUAUAGCCGCAUUGUACAUGGCCCCAGAGUUGCUGAAGAACCGAGAGAGCAACAAACAGCGGGCCGCGGAUCAAAAAUGGGUCGCGCAGUCCGGAUCGCGCCGGCAAAGCGGAGAUAUCUACAGUUUCGGAAUGGUCAUGUACGAGAUUCUGUUCCGAUCGUUGCCAUUUCCCGAAGGCACGGACAUUAAUGGUCUGGUUGAUGCGGUCGCCGAUGGCUCUCGACAUAUCAAGCCGGUUGUUCAGGAUGAAAUGAAGAUUCAUCCGGAUCUAGCGGCUCUUCUGAUCGAUUGUUGGUCGAGUAACCCGGAGAUCCGACCAAGCAUUCGACGGGUCCGGCUGAACACGGAAAUGUGCUUGAAAACGUAAGGCACUCAUCGAAGAGCAUCUGUGACCAAGGUCUUGUCGUUUGAAAGCUUGUAUUUUUCAGCAAAGGAAGCUUAGUUGACCAAAUGAUGAGAGUGAUGGAACAAUACGCCAAUAAUCUCGAGAAGCUCGUCAAGGAGCGGACUGGGAUGUUGGAAGAGGCCAACCUCAAAGCCGACCGACUUCUCAACCAGCUUCUGCCGCCCUAUGUGGCCAACGAGUUGAAAGUCGGGCGUUCCGUCCCGCCGAAGCUCUUUUCUUCCGCCACUGUCAUGUUCAGUGAUAUUGUUGGGUUCACGACGCUCUGUUCAAGCUCCACUCCUCUAGAGGUCGUGAAUCUUUUGAAUGGGGUUUACAGCGGGUUUGACGAGUGCAUCCAGAAGAACGGAGCUUACAAAGUGGAGACCAUUGGGGAUGCGUAUAUGGUGGUGUCCGGUAUUCCGGAGGAGAAUGGGACUCGGCAUGUCAUGAAUAUUGCUGAUAUUGCGUUGGAUAUGAGAAAGGUACUGUAUUGUUUGGCUAGCUCAUAGCAGAGAAAAUCUAGCCCCUUCAUAGUCAAAAUUACGCACAUAAAUACAGUGGGGGACCUGAUCCAGUGGCAAAAAAAGUACCAUUUUGCAUCCGGGAAGUAUCAAAAAUGUGGCAAAAUGCUUCCUUCUCCAAGUGAAAAUACUUCUUUUGGAAGGGCGCGCCAUUUCUCCUCACAAAAACAGCGGACGAGCUUUUGAAACCUAAAGUUUUUUCACUUGGAGAGGGAAGCAUUUUGCCACAUUUUUUAAUACUUCCCGUCACAAGGAAAUAAUUUUCAUACCACAGUAGUCAAAAAGAAAUCAUUUUCAGUUCCUUGAGAGCUUCGAAAUCCCUCACCGCAAGGACAAGCGCAUAAAGUGCCGCUGGGGCUUCCACACGGGCCAAGUGGCGACCGGUGUGGUCGGAAUGACGGCUCCACGAUAUUGCCUAUUCGGCGAUACGGUAAAUACCGCGUCUAGAAUGGAGAGUACCGGCUUGCCGGAUAUGAUACAAAUCAGCCAACAAGCACAGCAUCUACUGACUACGACCUAUCCGAUAUUCGUCACUUCCAAGCGAGGCGAGGUGGAAAUUAAGGUAAGCAACAAAGGAGCUUUUGAUGACAACGGAUAUUAUCUAUCGUAGAAGAGCGUGUGAGUAAAAUCUGAUUAAAUUUUUCAGGGAAAAGGCCUGUGCAUCACGUAUUGGCUGGAUCGAAGAAGCGACGAACAAUAA